Molecule: messenger RNA, 615 nt
Organism: Carlito syrichta (Philippine tarsier)
Lineage: Eukaryota; Metazoa; Chordata; Mammalia; Primates; Tarsiidae
Product: rab GTPase-activating protein 1-like
Exons: 5
Source: RefSeq, a predicted model, not a curated record
AUGGAGCAGGUGCAUGUAUCCAAAGGAUCGCCUUCUGUGAAAGCUACAUUCAGGACUGAUGGUUGUGGACCUCAUUUGAAUUUCAGUGGAGGAAGUUCUGUGAACUUGUGUGGGACUUUUUCAUCCAUGUUACCUGAUCCUGCAGAUGGAGCUAAAGACUCAGCCCAGGAGAGUGUGAUUACCCGAGAUAUUCAUCGCACGUUUCCUGCACAUGAUUACUUUAAAGAUACAGGAGGUGACGGUCAGGAAUCUCUCUAUAAGAUCUGCAAGGCCUACGCUGUAUAUGAUGAAGACAUCGGGUACUGUCAAGGACAAUCUUUUCUUGCUGCUGUAUUACUGCUGCAUAUGCCAGAGGAGCAAGCAUUCUGUGUUUUGGUGAAAAUCAUGUAUGACUAUGGUUUGCGAGACCUCUACAAAAACAACUUUGAAGAUCUUCACUGCAAAUUCUAUCAGUUAGAGAGACUAAUGCAGGAGCAGCUGCCUGACCUGCACAGCCAUUUUUGUGAUCUGAACCUGGAAGCUCAUAUGUAUGCAUCCCAGUGGUUCCUCACUCUUUUCACUGCCAAGUUCCCACUCUGCAUGGUGUUCCACAUCAUUGACUUGCUGCUCUGCGAG